Molecule: messenger RNA, 2040 nt
Organism: Neltuma alba
Lineage: Eukaryota; Viridiplantae; Streptophyta; Magnoliopsida; Fabales; Fabaceae
Product: wall-associated receptor kinase-like 22
Exons: 2
Coding region: 1-2040 (679 amino acids)
Biological process (GO): cell surface receptor signaling pathway; protein phosphorylation
Cellular component (GO): plasma membrane
Molecular function (GO): ATP binding; protein serine/threonine kinase activity
Source: RefSeq, a predicted model, not a curated record
AUGAAGCUUCCUUCAUUUCACAUUCUACUGCUCCUGUUUGUGCUUUCUCAAUCCCUCCAUUGUUGCUGCCAACCUGACCCGGUCACCGACGCACAAUGCACUUUCAACGAGACAACAAAAUUAGGAUACAAGUGCAACGGCUUCCAAAAUUCAUGCACCUCCUACGUUGCUUACAGAUCCAAUCCUCGCUAUAAUACCGCUCUAACCAUUGCCAAUCUUCUUGACUCCGAUGCAUCAUCCAUAGCUUCCCUCAACAACCUAUCAAGCAACACCAAGCACAUUCCUUCUAAUCAAAUCGUUGUUGUUCCAAUUGAUUGUUCCUGUUUGGGUGUUAUCUACCAGCAUCCCGUUUCUUAUGCGGUGCAGAAAGGUGACACCUACUAUGAGUUGACCGUAUUUUCUUAUCAAAACCUCUCCAUUUGCCAGAUGAUAGUCCGGCAAAAUUACGGAUUUGACGCCCUCAACCUCACUAUUGGUGAUGAAAUUUCAGUUCCCGUCUUAUGCGCUUGCCCCACCACUGACCAGAUCGCAGAUGGGGUUUACUCCCUGCUGGUUCUCCCGGUUAACCCUGGGGAUUCACUCGAGUCAAUCGCAGAGGACUAUGGUACGAAUCCACAGACUCUGAUGACUGCUAACCAGUUGCAUUCGAACACUACUAUCAAUAUCUCCACAACUCUCUUAGUUCCCCUCAAACCCUCCUCUUGUAAACUCAAUCCGCAUUUAUUCUACUGCACCUGCUCAUUCUCCGAGAAAUACGAUCCAGAUUCAAGUUCCAACACUCUCAAUUGUGAUCAUAUUCAACCUGAUCCUGAUCCUGAUCCUGAUCGUUUCCCCGUCAAAUUGGUUGCUUCCCUAGGUGUUGGCGUUGGUGUUGGCCUGCUAAGCUUAUUUCUGUUGGGUCGCAAGUUAUAUCAAUGCCUAAAACAAAAGCAAGAAAGAGCUCGCAAGGAAAAAUUGUUCAAGCAAAAUGGGGGCCUCCUACUGCAAGAAAAGAUGUCAUCUUACGAAAAUGGAGACAGAGCAAGACUUUUUACGGCAGAAGAGUUGGAACGAGCAACAGAUAACUACAACCGAAGUAGGUUUCUUGGUCAAGGUGGGUUUGGAACUGUUUAUAAGGGAAUGUUACCAGAAGGUACCAUUGUUGCAGUCAAGAAGGCGAAAGAAAUUGUGAGAAGCCAAAUUGAGACUUUCAUUAAUGAAGUGGUGAUUCUAUCCCAAAUAAACCAUAGGAACAUCGUCAAACUAUUGGGGUGGUGCCUAGAGACUGAAGCGCCAUUAUUAGUAUAUGAAUUUAUUCCCAGUGGAGCACUUUCUCACCACAUCCAUAACCAGGAACUUGAAGGAAAGCUUUCAUGGGACAUCCGCCUCAGAAUUGCUUGUGAGGUUGCUGGGGCAGUGGCCUAUAUGCAUUCUGCGGCUUCCAUUCCUGUCUUUCAUAGAGACAUCAAGACUUCCAACAUACUCCUGGAUCACAAGUACAGUGCCAAAAUAUCUGAUUUUGGGACUUCAAGAUCAGUCCCAAAUGAUAGGACUCACUUAACCACAGUGGUACAAGGCACUUUUGGAUACCUUGAUCCUGAAUACUUCCAGUCCAGUCAAUUUACAGAUAAAAGUGAUGUAUACAGUUUCGGGGUUGUACUUAUAGAGCUCAUUACUGGAAGGAAACCGAUUACCUUCUCUGAAGAAGAUCAAGGUCAGAACCUUGUCUCAGAAUUUAUUGCUUUGAUGAAGAAGGACCAAGUUUUUGAGAUUUUAGAUGCCAGAGUUGUGCAUGAAGCAAGGAAAGAUGAUAUUCUUAGUAUUGUGAAUCUAGCAAAGAGAUGUGUGAAGCUCAAUGGGAAGAAGAGACCCACAAUGCGAGAGGUUUCAGCAGAGCUAGAAGGAGUGAGAAAAACACAAAAUUCUUUACAGAUCACUCGUUGUUCUCUUGAGUUUCCACAAGAUAAAAAAUCAGCUAUGCAUGCAACUCCUGAUUCAGACCAAGAAUCCACAGAAGAAAGCAUGUCACUAAUGUUCCAAAUAGACUCCACGCCCAUCUGA